Apodemus sylvaticus (European woodmouse) is the source of this 1081-nucleotide messenger RNA. RefSeq names its product thioredoxin domain containing 12 (gene Txndc12). Gene Ontology annotation, cellular component: endoplasmic reticulum. The coding region runs from base 187 to 699 and encodes 170 amino acids. NCBI's taxonomy places the organism in Eukaryota, Metazoa, Chordata, Mammalia, Rodentia, Muridae. The transcript is spliced from 7 exons. The record is from RefSeq and is a predicted model, not a curated record.
UUCCAAAGCGGACCCUCAAGGCACCGCCCACAUCCGUCUAGCAUCACUUCCUUCAGUGUUUGGAGAGAAAAAAAUCUGGGAAUCCGAGGGGUUGGGCUGAGCGGCGAUCCGAGGGUAGAGCGCAGCUGCUGCUGGAAAUCCUGUGUUCCCUCCAUCCGGUGGCUCUGUGCAACUAACCCGGUGGAGAUGUCGCUUCGUUUCGGGGCCACCUGUUUGCUGAGCUUCAGCAUCCUGCUUCUCAUCACUUCUUCAGACGGACACACUGGGCUCGGAAAGGGUUUUGGAGACCACAUUCACUGGAGGACUCUAGAAGAUGGGAAGAAAGAAGCAGCUGCAAGUGGCUUGCCGCUGAUGGUGAUCAUCCACAAGUCUUGGUGUGGAGCCUGCAAAGCUUUAAAACCCAAAUUUGCAGAAUCUACAGAAAUUUCAGAACUGUCCCAUAAUUUUGUUAUGGUAAAUCUGGAGGAUGAAGAGGAACCCAGGGAUGAAGACUUCAGCCCUGAUGGGGGUUACAUCCCACGCAUCCUUUUCUUGGAUCCCAGUGGCAGGGUGCGUCCUGAAAUCAUCAAUGAGAGCGGAAACCCCAGCUACAAGUAUUUCUACGUCAGUGCUGAGCAAGUUGUUCAAGGGAUGAAGGAAGCUCAGGAGAGGCUGACGGGCGACGCCUUCAGAGAGAAACACUUUCAGGAUGAGUUGUGACCUAAUGAGUGUUCUGGAAGAAAAGCAGCAGGGAGAGAACCCUGAAGAAUCACCCAGAACAGUUACACCACCGGAAACCAUGCUUCUACCUACACCGGAAGGAGCUCUCACUGUGGGAGAGGCCUGCUGACAGAAGCUGGUCUGUGGAGCCUGCAGCGUGGCCGACUGACUGUCAUCUGCUCCCUCUCACCUAAAUUUCCAUUCCUUUGAAUGUAAAAAAUGAAACUAUUUGAUACAAAACUUGAGCCACGUGGAGAUUAACUCCAUGUCAGUAUUUGAGUCUUUACCCAUUUCCUCCUACUGUACUCAAGCUGAAGUGAAACAAACCGGAAGUAUCUUUUCUAUAGUGUGCAAAUUGCAGGAAUUCCUUAUCAGUUUUUAA